Messenger RNA from Arvicanthis niloticus (Nile rat), 1087 nucleotides. The record is from RefSeq and is a predicted model, not a curated record. NCBI's taxonomy places the organism in Eukaryota, Metazoa, Chordata, Mammalia, Rodentia, Muridae.
GGCGGCUGCGCACGCAGCUCCUAGAGCCGAUGGUUCCUUUCUUCUUUCCCUGCACCUCCUUUAAAAGAGGUGCCUGUCACCACCCAAGACACCAGAACGAAAAGUGAAAAAAAGCAGGCAAGCCACGCCACGUCCCAGUGGAACUCACAGAUGGGUAGAACUCACUGCAUUAAAUCAGAUCACAACUUGGAGCGACACUGGGAGAACAAUCAAAUAUGGUUUCCCCGGGGAAGGGGAUACUCGAGGUGAAAGUUGAAUGGCAAACAGUACGCCAACAGGAGUUAGUGUGCAAAGAUCUCUGGAAGAGAAAAAUCUAGCCCGUAAGAAUAUGAGAGGAAUAAAGAAGCCUACAAAGUUGGAAUCUCAGACCUCAAGGUGCAUAACUUAAUGCCCACUCUUACAAAAUACCAAGACUUAGAUAAAACAUUUUAUCAGCAAAACUUUAGGUGUUGGGGAUCGGGGGACGAGAGGAGGCGAUUGUGCGGGAGGAGAUGCCUUUGGCUCCGCCCUAAAGUUAAUAACUCAUUUUAAUUCUCUUACAGUUUUGUUAAGAGUUGCUAAAAUCAUGGUGAAAUGUUGCUCGGCCAUUGGAUGUGCUUCUCCCUGCUUGCCAAAUUCCAAGUUAAAAGGACUAACAUUUCAUGUAUUCCCCACAGAUGAAAACAUCAAAAGAAAGUGGGUAUUAGCCAUGAAAAGACUAGAUGUGAAUACUGCAGGCAUUUGGGAGCCUAAAAAAGGAGAUGUGCUAUGUUCAAGGCACUUCAAGAAGACAGACUUUGACAGAAGCACUCCAAACACUAAGCUGAAACCUGUCCCUUCUGUCUUUGAAUCCCCCUGUCACUUGCAGGAACAUAGCUACAGUGUUAUGGACAGUCCAAAGAAACUUAAGCAUAAAUUAGAUCAUGUGAUAAUCGAGUUGGAGAAUGCCAAGGAAAGCCUACAGAAUGUUUUGGACUGAGAAAAACAUUUUCAAAAAUCAUUGAGGAAGACAAUCAGGGAAUUAAAGGAUGAAAGUCUGAUCAGCCAGGAAACAGCCAAUAGACUGGAUGCUUUCUGUUGAGAGUGUUGUCAUGAAAGCACAGGAUGA